GCUCGACCAUUGCUCUGUCGCCGAUGACGUUCUCGCGAAUCAGCCGGCGCGUCGAUAAGGAACUCGAGCCGCCCACCCACCACCACCGUCAGCUUCCCGCGUGUUAAUGUUAAUUGCCUUCGCUAUUGUUACUUUUAAUAUUGUCGUUAUUAAGCGUCGCUCGUUUUUCUCGCUUGCCCAAAUAAUACAUUCAGUCAACGUUAAUACAGAAAAAACAACAACAGCGGCUUUAUCUCGCUGCGGGCCGGAGUGGGUCUUUUAAAAAAUGGCAUGUGCUGCCACUGCUUCCUGGAGCGAGGACUUUCCGGCAUGGCUGGAGGCGCAGGGUGUGAACCCGGAGGUGGCCCAGGCCAUGGACUCGGAGCUGGGAAUCCGGGACUAUGGGGUCCUGCGCGCCUGCGUCGGGGACGGCCUCGUGCGGGCUGAGUUGUUGGCCACGGCACGCGACCGCCUGCCCUUCGGCUUCUACGCCGUGCUGCGGCAGGUGGUGAAGGCCCUUCAGGGCGCCGAGCACCACGACGGCGAGACGACGGCGCAAUCCGAAACAGCUGCUCUACGCAUGGACCUGGUUCUAAGCAGCUUGGUGGAUGUGCUGGUCACGCUCUUUGGUGGCCUUAGCCGGGAGCUGUCAAUGUCUAUGGAGAAGCUGGGCUCCAUGGACGUCGCAUAUGUGGGGGGUUUGUCUACGCCGAGCAGCAGCGGAGGCACAAAGUACAGACCGCCUGAGGGUGAUCAUCUCGCGGCAAAGCUGCCCAAUGAUUAUUCAAACCACAAUGACACAUCCGAGUUCACAAACGCCGAGGACGAACCGCCGUCGGCAGUCGAGGAGUUUGAGGAGCGCGACUUUAACGGGGAAUCCGGUGGGUGCGAGGUCAUGGCGUUGCCGGUGAUUUUUCUUUCAGCCGAAGCAGGAGAGGUGCCGGAGGCAUCAACGGGCGGCGUGGCUACAGGAAUUGGGUCGGUGGAGACGGGGGUCAGCGACCAGCGCUCGUGGUACGGGGUGAAGAUGGAGGCAUGCGAAGAUGAGCGAAGUACGUCGGCGGCGUCGGCGGCGGUGGAGUCGACGGCGCAUCUGCCGUCUCGACGGGGUGCGGAGGGUGGCAGCCGGCAUCUGUCGUGGGGGGAGCCGGGGAAUCGGAUGGACGCCGCGCCCCUCAACGCCCCCGCAGAAUCGGUCGGCGGCAAGGGUGGGGGCUUUGGCCUGGCUAGGGGUGAAGCAUCAUCGCUGGAGUUUGCGCCGGGAGGAGACGAGGGCAACCACCCCAGCUGGCAGGGGCCGGGAGACCCAGUGGCAGUGGCAACGACCAGCACGCAGCACACAGACAAAACCUUUGAGCGUAACUCAAGCUUCUUCAUUCAAGAUGUGACGUCCCUGCAGGGUGGCUCGGAACGGCACGCCAUGGCCCGCGGUCUCGCCGCCGCCGCUACCGCCGCCGCCUUGGAAAAUACGUGCCGUCAGUGCGGGCGCAAGUUCGUCAGUGCGGCGCUGCUGGCGGCUCACAUAAGCGCGCACGCGAGCGAGAAGCCGUUCCCCUGCUACGUGUGUGGCCGCACUUUCGCGUUCAAGGCACACCUGAGGGCCCAUCAGAUGAUGCACACGGGCGAGAAGCGCUACCGCUGCACCGAGUGCGACCGCGUUUACAAGCACUACAACAGCCUCAAGUAUCACCGGCAGACGCGGCACACGGGCAUGGCGCUGUCGCUACCGCCGCUGCCACCACAAAAACACCAGAAGCAGCAGCAGCAGCAGAAGCAGCAGCAGCACGCUAUGCCACGCUGAGACUAGCCUGGCGCGAAGGAGCCGCACGCCACCAGCCGUUCCGAUCCCUAGCGCCGGAACAGACGCACGGCAGCCCCCAGACGGGUCGCCGGCUGUGGGGGGGCAGCUUUUACGUUGAAGGGUUUUUUGAAUGAAGAAUUUGCGAGGACUUUGACGCUCAAUCUGUUAAGAACUUUUGACGGAAUUUACUAAGUUAGGGAAGUGUGGGUGGGGUCCACAGCUAAGCGAUACGUUGUGCAACGCCUCUCGAAAUUAGGCAACUUCAUUGCCCGCGGCUGCUUCUUUGCGCAGUGGUGUCAGGCGUGGCUAUUUGCAGAUUUGCGCUUCCCACCACGUGGAAGACUUUACUUAGUUUAAUUUAAAUUUCCACGAUGUACGUGUAUAAUGUUUAUAUCGAACUUUGUAAGUACAACAGGUCGGUCGCCGCGGAGAAUUUGUUGACUCACUCGAGCGAGUGUUGUGACACCUUGACCCAUGACUGCAGUUAUCUUGAUGCUAAUCACGGAAGACAUACGGGUUGCGCACGGAAGAGGCGGUCCGCGACAUUCUGCAGCUUACAUUCCUCACAGGGUGCGACCCGCACCCCAUCAUCUGCCAUCAGAAGAAGUUCUCUCUUCAUAAAUGUUGGUCUCGGCUUUCACGUGAGCAGGAUCGAACAGCUUGCCGUCGCACCUCGUGUGUGCACAAACAGACGGCCCUCUGCGCUCCUGUUAUGAAACGCGCGGAUCGGGAGGACCGAGAAGUUGCCGAAAGGCGUUGGGUGCAAGAAACGAGACCCCUGCCGAAAAUGUUUAUCUCGAAACUGUCGGAUGUGGAUCCAUUAAAUUGCAAGCGCUGUGCCAAGUUUUAGUGAAAGGGCCGGAAUCAGGCUGAGAAGUUUUUGGGGGGUGAGGAGGAGGGGGGGGCACCCAUUCUUUUCUAGAAUCUUGUAGAAGCCUGAUCUGCUGACCCCUGGUAAAAGAUUUGCUGCUCGGCAAGGUAGAGGUGGCUUAGCCUGCUUCUCCGCAUUUCUGUUUUCCUCGGGGGAGUGAGAAGAUCAUAUCCGUUGUUGAGCGGCACGUUUUGCUUCGUAUGGUUUCAAAAGAAGUCUGACAUACAUACGUGCAUCCCAUUGUGCCUUCGGGGUAAGCAACCGCUGAAGUCUCCGGAGCAGCACUCUGACAAAAGAAAAAAAAAAUGCCGAAGAGGGAAAUUCCACGGUAGUUGUUGCAGUCUCCACGUAUCAGUCGUUGUUCUUGUGCGGAGUGAUGUUUGUAUCGCUCCCAUCUCGGCGGACUGCUCCCCUCCACCAACAAUAGUAACAAGAGGACGUAAAUGAGGUUAUACAGGAGGUCAUACAGAUGUUGUAUAAGACUGGUUUCCCCACUGCUUGGCAACUCAGCUGGGGGAGAUGCCGUCCUUUCUCGGUGCUUCCCUACUCGCCAAGGCUGCCUGUGGCCUGGCUCAGCUACCCGAUUGUUGCCGGCCUCGUCAAGCUCGUCCGUGGCCUCGUUAAGUCCCCAGCAUCGUUAGCAGUCGCUCCCGUAUGAGAGAUGUAUCAGCUUCUCGAGGUUACAGCUCGAGGUAACGCUCGACUUGACGGCUUUCCCAUUCUGAUGUGCGUACGUACGUGUAAGCCAUUGGUUUUACGUCCGAUUCCGUUCCAAUCAUGUGUACGUGCAUGUACGUGUCAUCGGAACGGAAGCGUAAGUGAAGGCAUGGCGGGAGGGGCGUGUGGCGCAGUUUGGCGCCGGCUGUCGUAGAGAGUCCGGUGGUCGUGUCGCUACGGUUUUCAUUGUAGCAGCGCUACUACUACACCACCUCUCUAGAUCCAAUUAACUCUGAGUCACUCGUGCCGUUUCGAGAUUCAGCGGUGAACGAGGACCACCCACACCCCGCAACUUGCGGACGUCCCGGAACGGAAACAGAGUUCAGCGUUGUGCCAUCUGCCGUUUUCUCUCUGUGAUCGUCUUGCCAUCUCCACGCCCUUUAGAGAGACCAGCAUUCUUGACAGCAUGGGGAGGCCGACGGCCUUCACGAUCUCCUCGUAAAUGGCGAGGAAGAUUACCACCGUCGGAUGCGGUUUGGAUUUCUUGGCACAAGUCGCUCCCGUAACUAAUUUGCAUGUCAUAUGGCUUCCUUUAACACUGUACGUCCUUGCUGAACUGAGCUCCUUGAGGGUUUCUUGUGUUGGACUGGCAUUGUACUUGAGGUGGGUUUUUUUGCUUGUUUCACCAGGCGAAGGAGACGAUAUUGGGGGCUCCGCGGUGGCUAGAUGUUCUCUCCCUCGCCUGGUAUACAGGAGCUCCUGGGUUCGAUCCCCGACCCUGAUGUCUGCUGUAUAUUUGGAGUUUGUGGUGUAUCUCUUCCCCUUGGUCGCGUGGAUUUUUCUCCGUUUUUUUCCUUCACAUUUAGAAACGACACGCGUUGAAGAGUAUUUGGCUACUGCUAUAAAUAUCCACAUGAUAAGCCACUUCGUUGAGCUAUCAUUUGUGAAUGCCAGGUCGCUUAUUAAAAAAAUACCUGUAUAGCUCAGUGGACCUUACCUGGUGAAAUAAAAAGUUUAGUUUAGCUUCAAUGACGAGCACCAUUCUUGCUCAUGGGCCUUGGACCAGUCCAUACUGAAAGUCCUUUUGUGGCUGCAAGUUAGCUGCAGCUGGCUCAUAGAUGACCGUGUGUAAUAUAUGACCAUGAUUAUUUGAAAUACACUUUGUUUAUAUUCUACACACACACAUACGAAAACAAGGGCUUUAAAAAUUUAGACUUUUUAAUUUAAUUCUACAUAACUUUGCCGAAAACCAAAGAAUAUGUGCUUUUUAAAUUUUUAUUUUGUCCGUUAAUGAACUUACCUGGUCUGGCAAACAAGGGGUUCAGCUAGCCCGGGUUUUAUUGUUCGAGUUGGCACGCAAUGAAGUUGUGCAAUUGAUUGCUCAGGUGUGGACCCCGUCUGCCCUUCAGGCAAAGUCCAGAGUGAGUUUGUGUUCUUUUCCUACGCUAUAGCCACCAUUCUUAAUGUGGGUCACAUCCAAAGUGCCCUGUGGUUAUGCAAUCGGGACAAACCCAUUUUUUUAUUUUACAAGGUGAGGCUCCCUGAGCGAUAUAGCUCUUUGUUUCAGAAGCGAACUGGCUAUCACAAGUUAUAGGAGUGCAAAGUCUAGGAAAGGUAAACAAAUCACUUAAAAAUAUAUCUAUAGCAAUAAAACGAAACUAUUUUUUUUAUUCUUACCAGGUGAAGCCCCACUGAGCGAUUAACUUGUUUUUCAAAAGCGACCUGGCUACAAUGAUGGCUCAACAAAGUGGCUUAUCACGUGGAAAUUUAUGCAAACUCCAAAUAUACAGGCGCCAGGGUCGGGAUCGAACUCACGACCUCCUGUAUACCAGGCGAGGUAUUUAACAGGAGACAUCUCGCUCGCCUGAUAUGCAGGAGGGACGUGGGUUCGAUCCCAGACCCUGUCGAUGCCUGUUGUAGGUUUUGAGUUUUCGUGUUCUCUCUCUUCCCCUGGUGAUCACGUGGAUUGUUCUCUGGGUUCGUCCAGUUUUGCCCUCCACAUUUAGAAACGUGCGUUUAGAUUUCUUGGCCACGACUAUAAAUUCCCACAUGUAAUGAUGUCACUUUGAUGAGUUACCAUGCUUGGCCAGAGUCGCCUUUGAACAAGAGCUAAUAGCUCACUGGCUUUACCCGAUAAAUAAAAUAAUUUUUGGAGGAAGAUUGCUUCACUGUAAAUACAGUACUUCCUGGAUGCGAGCAUGUGGGUUCAGGACCUUUAUUCCUCGCUUCAUUCUUCGUCAUUCCACUUGUAACUUGAGAGCCAACAGUACCACGAGGCUGGGCCCCUUUGUACACGACAGCCAUUUGGGGCGUCACGGUUGCGAGAUGUUAUCUCCCUCUAGCUUGGUAUGCAGGAGACAUGUAUUCGAUCCCAACCCUGGCGCCUGUAUAUUUGGAGUUUGCAUGUUCUCGUGCUUAUGUGGAUUGCUCUCCGGGUCCUCGGGUUUUUCCCUCCACAUUUAUAAUCAACGUGCAUUUUAAGCUAUUUGGCUACUUUGAUCAAUUUCCACAUGAUAAACUACUUUGUUGAGCUAUCAUUUGUGGCCAGGUCGCUUCUGAAAAAGAGCUAUAUAGAUGUGUGUCUUACCUGGUAAAUAAACAAUAAUAGUAGUCGUGGUAGAUGUUCAACAUUUUGCUCCAUGUCCCGGGACCUUCUUUAGGAAUUUUGAUCUGCAAAAACCUACGUAGUGCUAGUCUGGCAUUUUGAAGCGGUGGAUUAUUACCCUGGAGUUUUUGAGUUAUUGCCUAAUACUCGUACUACUGCUUAGUACUCGGGUGACAAAGUGGAAUGACGAAGAUCUUUAAUUCGAUCUUGAUUUGAAGCUUUCGUGACUGCAGGAAUCCAUACUCUUUGGUUAUUUCGGUAAAGUCACGUAGUUAUAUUUUAUUUUAUACCUACGUGACUUUACCGAAAGAUCCAAAGAGUAUCUUUAAUUCGAUAGCGGUACGAUGAUUUUCAACGAUGCAAUAGCUUUCACGAUCAUACUUCUCGUGCCAGGAAUGCAAUACAGUUUGUUCUCCUAUAAUGCGGUCCGAGUAGUUGCGUUCCCGAAGAACAUCGCAGUCCGCGAUAACGCGUGAGAUGCGUAACGCAAGGCUGAACAGAGACUGAGGCACGUGGUGGGUAGCAUCUGGAAGCAUCCAGCAACAUCCCGCAUUGUGCGACACUACGGGUGGGGCAGCCGUUACAGACGCUAAUUCCUACUCUCGCGACGUUAGUUCCGUUGGCUCGAUCGCGUCUUGUCCAGUUCGCAUCCGCGUUAUAAAAAAAAAAUGCGUUCCCCAAUACAUUAAUUGUGCUCUCUAUUCAACUGGCUUGAUGAAAAUAACACAUGGGGUUGAAGGACAAUCCGUACUUGGGUUUGUGUGUAGAAUGCGUUGCCGAGACUAGCCCCCGUACAUCCUUGUGCUGUACUUUUAUCUCGGUGUUCCAGCAUCUGUGUUGCGUAGAUCCGUCCGCUAUGUGAACUGCGCGUCAGAUGCACAAGCCAGUGCCGCAAGCAAAUGAAUAAUAAUAAUUUGUUCGAAGGUAGAAGCAAGUGAGAGCCACCGAGACAAGUGUGUCUUUUGCUAUGGAGACUCGGGAUUUGUUCAUGCGAUACGUACAUCCAAUGUUAUUUUAAUACGUUAAAUGUUUUUUGCAUGAUUUCUUCAUCCAGAAAAGCUUUGCUGAGUCUGUAGACCAAUUUCCAGGGGAUUAUUGCAGAGGAUGGUGCAAGAAAAUCCGUAGAUUGUACCGUGCUACGCAACGUAAACUACGCUGCCUGCCUUCAAUAAUCAAAAGUGUGGCAAUUUAAACCCCAUGACCCCGCAAGGCACGUUGGGGCAUAUUGUGGAUUACACAGGGCCACCUUUGAUUACGGUCCAAUAGGUCUCUCUCCAACAAAGAGAAGCGGAGCUCAGGUGGUCUGAGGUGGUUAAACAAAGAUAUGGAAUCUACCUCCGCUCCAAUGAAGCUACGAAGCUUUUUCGUUAUCUCUCUGCUUCGCCGUAAAAAAAAAGACGAAAAAAAGUUUGUUGUUGGUCAACUGUUCGCGAAUAACUGGGGGCAUUAAUUGACCGACGUUGCAGCGGCCGUUGUAAUGACGUUGGAAACUGCUGAAAAUAAAGUUGUGAUAAAAAAAGAGACUCGCUUCAUGAAUGGAAAUCGUGACCUCCCCCCAAUACCAUUCAUUGCCAUCACAUGAGGAGCGACUUGCUGCAACCGGAUGAGUGUAACAGUCCAUUGAAUGUUUUUGUAAGCUUUGCAAUUGUACCAUGAUCAGGUAUAAAGACACUGAAUCUCAUGGCACAUUAUUGAAUGACAAACAAAAACUGCACUUUAACAAUGUGAACACGACACACAACCAAGUAAGAAAAAUCACGCUUACACAAAUUAACUCUGUAUUGCUUUCCAACAAGAGCAGUGUUCUUCAUUUAAAGGCCCGCGGGUCACUGGCGGCCCCGGUGGCAUUUAGUGCGUUCCCUGACGUGCGGCCCCCCGACAAUUGGUGUGGCGGCCCUCGCACUGAUUGAUGUCUUAUCGGCGAAAGUUCCCCUCCCCCCCCUCCUGUCUGAAAAUUAGUGAAGGACACUGAAUUAGAGAGAGGUAGCAAUGGUCGUUUCCAUGCCAGGUGCACAGAGCGGUAAUAUCUGUCGGCUACGAUGGGACAACGGAGUUCGGAUAGCAGCUCUACUGGGGGAUGGCAUGGGCAACCCUUGGAUUCAUUUGGCCGGUUUUCACAGUGGAAGUUCACAAUAUGGUGCCACGGUGGCGAGAUGUUAACUACCUCGCCUGUUAUACAGGAGGUCGUGGGUUCGAUCCCGACCCUGACAAUGCCUGCUGUAGUAUAUUUGGAGUUUGCAUGUUCUCCCCAUGGUCGCGUGGAUUUUUCUCCGUGUCCUUAGGUUUUUCCCUGCACUUUUAGAAACAACAUGCGUUAGAGUAUUUGGCUGCUAUAAAUGACCACGUGAUAAGCCACGUCGUUGAGCUAUCAUUUGUGGCCAAGUCGCUGCAGAAAAAGAACUAUAUAGCUCUGGGUUUUACCUGCUAGUUUUAUUUUAUCAACACAGCCUAACACUAAAUGCAUUAACCCUUUCAACCUGAGUUAGAAACCAUUUAACAAAACCACCAUUAAGUGUGAAUUAUUCUGUAAAAGCCAGUGCUAAAAAAAUGAGUCUUAGAAUUUGUAUCAACGAUAGGGUGGAUUUGUAAAGACAUGGCCGGUGGGUCUCCCCGUGGUCGCGUGGAUUUUUUCUCCGGGUCUUCCGUUUUUUCCCUCCACAUUCAGAAAUGUGCGUUUAAAUUAUUUAGAUAAUUUUGCUGGUAUACAUUUCCACAUGAUAAGCCGCCACUCCGUUGAACUAUCAUUUGUAGCCAGGUCGCUUCUGAAAAAUAAGCCAAUUCCUCAGUGGGCUUUACCUGGUAAGAUAUAAAUAGUUUAGUUAAAUUAGUAUUUUUUAAAAGUUAUUUGUUUAUCUUUCCUAUACUUUGCACUCCUUUUGUGUUGUUGUAUUGUUUGUUGUUGUAAUAUUCUGACCUCGUGCCCCCCUACAGGACCUCCAGUGAAAAAGAGACUUCACGGCUCAUCGGAUUCAUCCAGUGUAAAUAUUUCGAUUCUGAAUCGGUCACCGUUGUUUUCUUUCUCCCCCCCCCGACCA
Messenger RNA from Lethenteron reissneri (Far Eastern brook lamprey), 8948 nucleotides. Its product is annotated as sal-like protein 1. NCBI's taxonomy places the organism in Eukaryota, Metazoa, Chordata, Hyperoartia, Petromyzontiformes, Petromyzontidae. Gene Ontology annotation, molecular function: DNA-binding transcription factor activity, RNA polymerase II-specific; RNA polymerase II cis-regulatory region sequence-specific DNA binding. Gene Ontology annotation, biological process: regulation of transcription by RNA polymerase II. The record is from RefSeq and is a predicted model, not a curated record. Gene Ontology annotation, cellular component: nucleus.